UCGGAGGUCAGUCUGAAGCCGCAGGCAAGUGGCGAGAGACGACCCAGUAGUUGGACAUGGGCAUCUAGAAAGGCGCAUCUGGGGACAUACCUGGCACUGGGACCCCUGCCACCUGCAUCUCCACCCAACCACCGAGGUCCUGGUAACCGUGGCCCCAUCCACGCUGCCUUGAGUAGGGCCCCAGGCUCGGAGCAGCAUGGGCACCGAGAAUGAAAGCCCAGAGCCAGACUGCCAGAAACAAUUCCAGGCUGCAGUCAGCGUCAUUCACAACCUGCCUAAGAACGGCUCUUACCGCCCCUCCUACGAAGAGAUGCUGCGAUUCUACAGCUACUACAAGCAGGCUACCAUGGGGCCCUGCCUGGUCCCCCGGCCUGGGUUCUGGGACCCCAUUGGACGAUAUAAGUGGGACGCCUGGAACAGCCUGGGCAAGAUGAGCAGGGAGGAGGCUAUGACCGCCUACAUCACUGAGAUGAAACUGGUGGCACAGAAGGUGAUCGACACAGUACCCUUGGGUGAGGUGGCAGAGGACAUGUUUGAUUACUUCGAGCCCCUGUACCGGGUGAUUCCUGACAUGCCAAGGCCCCCUGAAGCCUUCCUGAGAAGGGUCACAGGCUGGAAAGGGCAGGUACUGAAUGGAGAUGUUCGGGCUGUCCCAGAGCCUCCCUCCCUUCCCAAGGAGCCAGCACCCCCAAGCCCAGCCUCCCUCUUGUCGAUAACCCUACCUAACCCCUCCCCAGAGUCCCAGCCACCCAGGGACCUGGACUCUGAGGUUUUCUGUGAUUCCCUGGAGCAGCUGGAGUCUGAGCUGCAGGUUUGGACAGAGCAGAGUGGAGCACCUAGAGGAGAGUCUGACACCAGAAACAGCCCUGUGUCCUCCAGAGAGAAAGAUGACAAAAUGAGGCUCAGAGAAGUUACUGAUUUGCCCAAAGUAAAACAGCUAAAAAGUGGCAGUGUUGGUAUUCAAACCCCAGCAGCCCAUUACUCAGCCACGUGGAUGGACUUUCCAAGAGUCACACUUGAGGGGUUGGGGGGUAGCCUGCUGGGGCCACAGGAAUUGGACACGUGGCUGGUGGGGACAGUUCGGGCACUUCAGGAGAGCAUGCGAGAUGUGCAGGGAAGACUGCAGAGCCUGGAGAACAUGUCCCAGCCCCCUAAGCAGCAGGGGCCGCAGCCCAGUGCUCGGCCUUGGCCCCUCAGGCUCUCCGGUCCCACGCUGCUCUUCUUCUUCCUGUGGCCCUUCUUCGUCCAGUGGCUCUUCCGACAGUUUCGGACUCAGAAGAGGCUCCGCUCCUGGGCAAGUUAGGACUUGGGCCGGGGCCUGGAAGCGUGGUUGGCUGGGAGGCCCGGACACCGCGGGAGGAGAGAGCAGGCCCCGGCGGCGGGGGGUGAGCGCCGAUUUCGCUCGCCCCCUCCCCAGUCGCCCGUCGUCCCCCCACACGCCCAGGACGUCUUCGCUGAAGAUUCACUUACAAAUGAAUGUUUCACUAAAUAAAAGAAAACCUUAAUCUGCCGUCUGACCCCCACGGAGGGAGCGGAAAGCGGGGCCGGGGCGCGCGAGGCGAGUCACUUUCCUGCUCCGUCCCCCAGUGCCCCGUGGACGGCCCCGGCCCCGAGAGAGGCCGGCAGUUGGUGUUUUUGGAUGAAGACUAUUUUCCCUCCUGCCCAGGCAAGUGUGAGGAAAACAGGCCUCGGU
Cynocephalus volans (Philippine flying lemur) is the source of this 1693-nucleotide messenger RNA. It is a transcript of the gene ACBD4, whose product is annotated as acyl-CoA binding domain containing 4. Gene Ontology annotation, molecular function: fatty-acyl-CoA binding. Gene Ontology annotation, biological process: fatty acid metabolic process. Bases 197 to 1303 code for a protein of 368 amino acids. The record is from RefSeq and is a predicted model, not a curated record. Gene Ontology annotation, cellular component: cytoplasm. The transcript has 13 exons. Lineage: Eukaryota; Metazoa; Chordata; Mammalia; Dermoptera; Cynocephalidae.